Cordyceps fumosorosea ARSEF 2679 is the source of this 1743-nucleotide messenger RNA. Its product is annotated as beta-fructofuranosidase. Lineage: Eukaryota; Fungi; Ascomycota; Sordariomycetes; Hypocreales; Cordycipitaceae. Gene Ontology annotation, molecular function: sucrose alpha-glucosidase activity. Gene Ontology annotation, biological process: sucrose catabolic process. Gene Ontology annotation, cellular component: fungal-type vacuole. The coding region runs from base 1 to 1743 and encodes 580 amino acids. The transcript has 2 exons. The record is from RefSeq and is a predicted model, not a curated record.
AUGUACUGGCUACAGCCUAUCUCGCUGGCUGGCACCUUGAUCCUGGCUAAUACUUGUAUGGCUGCCAAUACUACAUCACCUUCUGGAAGCUCCUCCAUCUUGACAUACGUCGAUCCGAAUGUGCCUACUGGAGUGCCAAUUGCGGGAGACUAUGACGGCCGUUAUCGCCCACAGAUUCACUUCUCUCCUCCCAAGCACUUUAUGAAUGAUCCCAAUGGCAUGUUCAGAGAUGAUCAAGGUACGUGGCAUCUAUACUAUCAGUACAAUCCUACUGGAGUCGUUGCUGGAAAUCAGCAUUGGGGCCAUGCCACCUCCAAGGACCUUUAUCACUGGGUAAACCAGCCCAUUGCCCUGUUUCCUCCAAAGAAGAACCAGUACAUCUUUUCUGGCAGUGCCAUCACAGAUCCGAACAACACCUCGGGAUUUUUUCCCAGCCAAGGGAAUGGCAUCGUUGCUAUUUAUACUCUCGCCGAGUAUGAUGAGGACGGAGCCCCUGGACCGCAAACCCAGGCCAUUGCAUACUCGCACGACGGAGGAUACACAUUCACGCCAUACCAUGAAAACCCCGUCAUACCAAGCAACUCUUCCCAGUUUCGCGAUCCCAAAGUCAUCUGGUACAAGGACCACUGGGUGAUGGUCGUGGCUUAUGCCCAGGAAUUCGAGAUUGGCAUCUUCACCUCUCCCAACCUCAAGGAAUGGAAGCACGCGAGCAAUUUUUCCCACACCGGCCUCUUGACGCUACAGUGGGAAUGCCCCAAUCUAGUGCCAAUACCCUACCUGGACGCGGACGGCACGAAGCAGGACGACAUGUGGCUGCUCGCCAUCAGCGUCAACCCCGGCGCGCCGCUCGGCGGCUCCACCACUCAGUACUAUCCCGGACAAUUCAACGGCACGCACUUUGACGCCGUGGACAAUGCCGCCCGGAUCGCGGACUUCGGGAAGGACAACUACGCGGGGCAGUUCUUCUACGGUACCGCGGAAGAUGAGCCCCCGAUCUACCUGGGCUGGGCGUCGAACUGGCAGUACACGCAAGUCGUGCCUACAGGCGAGGAAGGCUGGCGCAGCGCCAUGACGGUGCCGCGCCGCUCCUGGUUGACCAAGGCGAAACGAAUCGGCUGGAAGCUUGUGACUGAGCCGUACGACCUGGCACCCGUCAUGGGCCCGCAACUGGCCAGCAACAACAGCCUAGUCAACGGCAGCCUCACCGUCGACUUUGCCAACGUCGCUUCCAAUGCGCUCUACUGGGAGGCCAACAUCACAGGACUCCCCCCGACCGGCAUCGCCGAGUCGGCGACGCUUAACUUUGCUUUCCUGGCACCCCAGACGGGCGAGUCCGUGCGCGGCGGCUACUACCUCGGCGGGGACACGCCCUUCUUCAUCGACCGCGGCGGCGCCCGGGGCUUCGACAAUGUCUUCUUCACCGACAAGUUCUCGACCAACAGCCUGAUUGACAGCGGCUCGUGGCGCAUGAGCGGCAUCGUCGACCGCUCCAUCCUUGAGGUGUUCCUCGACGGUGGGGUCGAGAGCGCGACGGUCAACUACUUCUCGACGCAGCCGCUGACGCUGAUGGUGCUGGGCACGGCGGACAUGCCCGACGGCACCGACGUCAGCAUCGCCGUCUACGCGCUGGAGAGUGCGUGGGCGAGGAUGGCGGACGGAGGGGACGGGUUGGUGCAUGGGAACCAAACGAGAAACGGCACGGCGAGUGAGAGUGAAACUCGGCUACUCGGUGUCACUUUCUGA